AUGAACCCCUCGGAUCGACGAGGUCGGGGCCAUCCCCGUGACGGCCGGCAAAAUUAUGCCAAGCCUCCAACUACCCGGAUGCGACGCGGGGAAAAGGAACCCUCACAGCCUCUGCGGGCUUCCGGCGAUGGCAGCGUUUCAUUCGACUGCUACCCGACAGAGUUAAUGAACCAACAGAUCGCCGGGACAACGACGGCCCACGAGGGUGGAGACAUAGUUCCAUCUGCCGAUAACCCCGCCGUGACCCAGGGGCUCGGCGGCAAUCUGGGCGGCCAGGGUGAGAUGGGCUCCUUCGAGUACUUUGACCAGCCUCAGAUGCCGUCAACCCCCGUGGGUGCCCCUGAACACCCUGAAGCAUACAGUGAUGCUUCGGUGGGCGUGCCCAUCCAAGGCUGCCUGACCCAUGAGAACCUAGCCCAGAUGGGGUACGUUGGCGAUGGAGGUGAGGUGGAUGGCGGGAUGUCGUCGAGUUUGCCGUCCUCGACAACCACGAUGCAUGUCGGAUAUGGGUCAGACCCAAGGUGGUCCGAGGAAAUUUUGCUGCAACCCGUGAGAUCGGCGGAGUCGAAACGUGCAGCCCGGAGGUCGAGAAAAACCUCCACCAUCGCGUUUGCCCGCAAGGCCCACCAAGAACAUCGCCCCAAGUUUUCGGAAGUCGACGCAGGUGGUUCGAAGCGGGUGGACGACUUGUUGCUGAGGGACUCGGGUCGGACCAACCACUGUGGCCGGGCGAUGGGCUGGCACGACGACCCCAUUGGUCCGACCCACUACCCAUCUGAGCUCCUCGAGUCCCCAGAAGACCUGAUAUAUGAAGAAGCUUGGGGGCCAGAUGGGGAGGGGUGGGACCAACAUCCUCAAUAUAUCCCAUGA
This is a messenger RNA of Phialemonium atrogriseum, 870 nucleotides long. RefSeq lists its product as uncharacterized. The record is from RefSeq and is a predicted model, not a curated record. Bases 1 to 870 code for a protein of 289 amino acids. The transcript has 2 exons. Lineage: Eukaryota; Fungi; Ascomycota; Sordariomycetes; Cephalothecales; Cephalothecaceae.